AUGACGAACGAUUCGGUAGUCGAAGAGACAAAGCAGACGAUAGUUCAGCGCUUCCGAGCAUGGGGUGAAAACUCAUUCCCACCAACGCUGCUCGCCUCGCUCAUUGCCGCUCAGCACAUGCGCCCUUUCCAAUUCUUUCCUAUGCUCUUCCCGCCAGCGCUGAUCUUCACCAGCUAUGCAAACUUGCAGGGCUUCAAGACGGAUACUGCCGGCAUGAGCGCGGCCUUCUCGGGACUCUAUCUACUUCUCGCAGGCCGCCGCCGCCAACCGUUCAUGAAGAGGUUUGGCGUCCGGGGUGUUGUGCGCGGUGCGACCAUGGGUCUGGCUUUGGUCAACAUGGUCGGUGGUGGACUAGCGUACACUCUGGGAAAACGAGAAGAUGAAGAAUACAAGCAGUAA
Penicillium bovifimosum is the source of this 399-nucleotide messenger RNA. RefSeq lists its product as uncharacterized. Lineage: Eukaryota; Fungi; Ascomycota; Eurotiomycetes; Eurotiales; Aspergillaceae. The record is from RefSeq and is a predicted model, not a curated record. The coding region runs from base 1 to 399 and encodes 132 amino acids. The transcript has 2 exons.